Molecule: messenger RNA, 2366 nt
Organism: Dryobates pubescens (Downy woodpecker)
Lineage: Eukaryota; Metazoa; Chordata; Aves; Piciformes; Picidae
Product: plasma membrane ascorbate-dependent reductase CYBRD1
Exons: 4
Coding region: 45-896 (283 amino acids)
Cellular component (GO): lysosomal membrane
Molecular function (GO): oxidoreductase activity
Source: RefSeq, a predicted model, not a curated record
GCCCCUCCUUUGAGGAGCUCGCCGCCGUGCGCGGGGCUUGGAAGAUGGAGGGCUAUGUGCAAUUCUUGGCGCUGCUGGUCUCGGCGCUGCUGGUCGGCUUCGUGUCGGUAAUCUUCGCCCUCGUCUGGGUCUUCCAGUACCGCGGAGGGCUGAGCUGGGACGGCAGCUCGCAGGAGUUCAACUGGCACCCCGUCCUCAUCAUCACGGGCUUCGUCUUCAUCCAGGGCAUCGCUAUUAUUGUGUACAGGUUGCCCUGGACAUGGAAGUGCAGCAAACUCCUAAUGAAGUCCAUACAUGCUGGAUUAAAUACCAUAGCUAUGAUUCUUGCAAUUGUUGCUGUGGUAGCUGCAUUUGAUUUCCACAAUGCCGGCGGUACUCCUAACAUGUACAGUCUGCACAGCUGGAUUGGCUUGGCUGCUGUUAUAUUUUAUGCUCUCCAGCUUUUCUUGGGUUUCGCUGUCUUCCUGCUCCCUUUCGCGCCGAUUUCCCUCAGAGCAGCUCUCAUGCCAAUACAUGUGUUUUCUGGUCUUACCAUCUUUGCAACAGUGAUUACAACAGCUCUCAUGGGAAUCACAGAAAAGCUUAUAUUUUCAUUGCAAAAUCCUUCAUAUUCUGCAUCCCCACCAGAGGCAACUUUUGUCAACUGUCUUGGUCUUUUGCUUGUCAUCUUUGGUGCACUUAUUUUAUGGAUGGCAAGCAGGCCCCAUUGGAAGCGUCCCCCAGAAGAGAAUCUUAAAGUUCUACAGCCCAUUGGAGGGACUCCUGAAGGCACAGAAGCAGAAUCCACAGCGACAGAUGGUAGUAAUGCAAAUAAAUCUGAGCUUAAGAUGAAUAGUGAAGCAGCCAGAAAACAAAACUUCAAACUUGAUGAAGCAGGCCAAAGAUCAACUAUGUAAAAAAAUGCACAGAGUACAGUACUGUUAUAGUGCCAAACUCCCCUUGUUCCUUCCAGUUUAGUUACAUUGAUACAUAAAUAGGUUAGGGCUUUAUUUUCAGUAUAGCUUGCUCAAAGAUACUAAUGGUUUUUGCAUGGGAAUUUAAAUUCCAGUAUGUCCUGAACAUGUUCUAUUGAUCCAUGUUCAGUCCUCAUUUAAAAAAUGAGAGCAUGAAUGAAAUCACAUCACAGAAAAAUCACACAUUAAUUUAAUAUUUACAUAUAUAUCUCCUAUAGUCAUGAAAAGUUAAGACUGAGAAUAAAUUUUGCUCUGAGUGGUUUUGCAGGCUAAUCAGAGUAAUUAAUGUAUACCAGACAGCAUAUGGUCCCACAUAAUUUUUCUGGUAAUGUUCACUUUUUUAAAAUCCUGAUUACUGAAGUUGAUUAACACCCUCACUAGCUGCUAAGAUAUGUGGGAUUUGAGGUAAUUCAGCACUUUGUAGAGUUGCAACAUAAAAAUUGCUAGUCUAAAGUUUUGAAUUCAGUGAAAGAAACUUUGGCUGAAAUUUUCAUUAAAUGUUACCUCUCCUUUAAAAACUUCUGGGUUUUAUUUCUAAUUUGAAAAAUCUGAAUGUAUCUCCUGACUUUUUAACCACCCCUACCAAAUCUACUGUAUACAGACAACAUUUGGCUAUAGAUUAUGUGCAAUCAUUACUGGAAUCCAAGGAAAUUUUAAGACAUCCACAUACAGAAUUUGCCUUAUUUGGAAAGCUACAGAUAUGCAGUUAGAAAACUUAAACCGUGUCUGUCUUUUAUCCCAGAAGACAACAUUUUAGUGAUUGCUCAGUUAUACUGACUUAUGGCAAUAGACUAGGAAUUAGGAGGUUAGGAAUCAGAGAAGACUGCUAGCAGUGUCACGGAAGAAAGGAGCUUGGAGUGAGAAAUGCUUCCUCCAAGAAACAGCUGAUCUUUGCUGAUUUGAUUAAAAUGCUACCCAUUAGCUGAAGGCCAGUUUUGGUAUCUCCACACCGGUGUCAAAAUCAUUAUUGGCAUAGGCAUGAAGAUACACUUCAGUCUAUAAGCAAACUAUAUAAACUCUGCCUUUUUAAAUGAAAGUUUCAAAUAACGCAGUUUGAGUCUCUACUGGCACUUUACUUUUAUAGCUCUUUCUAGUAAUCAGAAUAUUAAUGCAUUAUGCUCAUUCAUAAUUUUCACAGAUAAAAGCAAUAUUUAUUUUUUACUAUUACAGAGGAAGAAUUCUAUCAGAUUAUUUUGAUUGCACUUUCCAAAAUGAGAAGCCUCUCUAUAUAGUAUCUUGUAAAACCUGCAGAGCUCACUACAAGUCCAAAUAUACCACUGUUCAUAGGCCAUUUCAGAUGGCAUAUUAUUUCCAAUUUUUUUAAAGACUACAUAAAUUUUCACCUACUUCAGCUUUUAAAAAUGUUUAAACACAUUAAACUUCAGCAAAUAUGUGAUAUUGUAGUUCAGUGUU